This is a messenger RNA of Stereum hirsutum FP-91666 SS1, 1653 nucleotides long. RefSeq names its product glycoside hydrolase family 13 protein. Gene Ontology annotation, molecular function: calcium ion binding; alpha-amylase activity. The coding region runs from base 1 to 1653 and encodes 550 amino acids. Gene Ontology annotation, biological process: carbohydrate catabolic process. Lineage: Eukaryota; Fungi; Basidiomycota; Agaricomycetes; Russulales; Stereaceae. The transcript has 8 exons. The record is from RefSeq and is a predicted model, not a curated record.
AUGCGCGCCGCUACACUAUCCAGUCUAAUCAUAUGCUCUCUGAUACCCACUACUACGCUGGCCCUAUCCGCCAAUGAUUGGCGAUCGAAGUCUAUAUACCAGGUCAUGACGGACCGAUUCGCACUUCCAAACGACAACGGGACUCAGUGUGAUACGUCUCAACGCAAGUAUUGUGGCGGGUCGUGGCAGGGAAUCAUCAACCACUUGGACUAUAUCCAGAACAUGGGAUUCGAUGCGGUUUGGAUCUCACCCGUCGCCGCCAAUCUCGAAGGAUCCACCACCGAUGGUGAAGCAUUUCAUGGAUAUUGGACGAAAGACAUGACGAACAUCAAUCCCCACUUUGGCUCUACCGACGACCUACACGCAUUGAGCAAAGCACUUCACAAACGCGGGAUGUAUCUCAUGUUCGACGUCGUUCUCAACCACAUGGCCGCUCCCACCCUGAAAGACUUCGACUUUUCCAACUUCUUCCACCCCUUCUCGGACGAGUCAUAUUUUCACAAACAAUGUUGGGUCAACGACUCGUCCGACCAGACCACCAUCGAGCAGUGCUGGCUCGGUGACGAAUCUCUUCCAUUGCCGGACCUUAACACCGAUAAUUCGACCGUGGCUGAUACGUUGAAGAAGAUGGUUACGGAUCUCGUGGCUGAGUAUGAGGUGGAUGGCCUGAGGCUCGAUACAGUCAAGCACAUCAGCAAGGAUUUCUGGAAAGAUUUCAGGGACAAUGUAGAUGUAUUCAUGAUGGGCGAGAUUCUUACCAAUGAGACAUCGUAUGCGACAUCUUAUACCGAUGUCAUGGACGCCAUUCUCGAUUAUCCCUCGUGGUUUCCAUUGAUCCAGGCUUUCGCCUCCACGAAUGGCCAAAUGUCUUUGUUAGCUAACACCAUGACGGCCGCCCAGCAGAACUACAAGAACGGGCUUUUCGGGACUGGCUCAUUCAUCGAGAAUCACGAUCAGCCUAGGUUUCAGUCGUUUACGAAGGAUGACGCGCUCAUCCACAAUGUGAUGACCUUCCCGUUCGUUCACGACGGAAUGCCGAUCGUGUACUAUGGCGAGUGCCUACAUGCUAUUCACAAUGCCGAUGGUCAAGAGCAAGGCUACCAGGGUGGUUCGGAUCCCUACAAUCGUGAAGCGCUCUGGCUCUCUGCGUACGAUACCGAAAAACCACUCGUCGGCCUUUUCAAGACGUUGAACGCCGCUCGUAAGCAGGCUAUGGGGGCCACUGAUAGUGACUUCUCCAACACCGCGAUGAAGUUCAUCGGCGUCGAGGACCACACCUUCGCCGUCUCCAAACCCCCUAUGCUCGGCCUCUUCACCAACAUUGGCAGCCAAUCCUCCGAAACCGCGGUCUGGAAGAUCGAAGACACAGGCUUCAAGCCGAAUGAAGACCUCGUCGAUGUCCUCACUUGUUCCAAGAUCUCCGCCGACAGUGCAGGGGCUGUCUAUUCCGAGUCCUACUAUGGUAUGCCGCAGAUUAUCAUGCCGAUCUCGGUGCUGGAGAAGGACGGGAAUAUAUGCCCCGAGCUGGCCACGGGGACGAGGGCGCAGACAAGUAAUGUGGGAGGUUAUAGAAGGGGCCAGUUGGCUCUGUCAACGGCGUUGUUUGGGGCGAGUGUGAUGUUCUUCGCGGCGGGGAUGAUGAUGUUGGUUUAA